AUGCAUGCCGUAUAUCCCGAAUUAAGUCAAUGGUUAACUAACAUCUAUCUCUCACCCAGCUCCUCAUUCUACGAGAUCGGUAAGCCUAAGAAGGGCGAAACCAUCUUCGUCACUGCCGCCUCCGGCGCCGUCGGCUCCAUCGUCGGCCAGCUCGCCAAGCGCGAGGGCCUCCGCGUCGUCGGCUCCGCCGGCUCCGACGAGAAGGUAGCCUUCCUCAAGUCUGAGCUUGGCUUCGACGCCGCCUUCAACUACAAGACGGAGUCACCCUCUGCGGCGCUCAAGAAGUAUGCCCCCGAGGGCAUCGACAUCUACUAUGACAACGUUGGCGGCGAGACGCUCGACGCGGCGCUGAACGCCGCGAAGGACUUUGCGCGCUUCAUCGAGUGCGGCAUGAUCUCGCAGUAUAAUGUGAAGAGCAGCGAUGAGAUUUAUGGGUUGAAGAAUACCAUGAAUAUUGUGGCAAAGAGGCUGACGAUUAGGGGUUUCAUUGUGGGGGAUCCGAAUAUGGGACCGAAGUAUACGAAGGAGCAUCAGGAGAAUAUUAGGAAGUGGUUGGUGAACAAGGAGUUUGUGUACCGGGAGACGGUGACGGAGGGGUUGGAGAACGCGGUUGAUGGGUUUGUGGGUAUGCUGAAGGGGGAGAACUUUGGAAAGGCUUGUUUGAAGAUCGCCGAUCUCGAGUAG
Molecule: messenger RNA, 684 nt
Organism: Morchella sextelata
Lineage: Eukaryota; Fungi; Ascomycota; Pezizomycetes; Pezizales; Morchellaceae
Exons: 2
Coding region: 1-684 (227 amino acids)
Molecular function (GO): oxidoreductase activity, acting on the CH-CH group of donors, NAD or NADP as acceptor
Source: RefSeq, a predicted model, not a curated record